Messenger RNA from Gekko japonicus, 2933 nucleotides. It is a transcript of the gene ASAH2, whose product is annotated as N-acylsphingosine amidohydrolase (non-lysosomal ceramidase) 2. Gene Ontology annotation, biological process: long-chain fatty acid biosynthetic process; ceramide catabolic process; sphingosine biosynthetic process. The transcript is spliced from 21 exons. Gene Ontology annotation, cellular component: extracellular region. The record is from RefSeq and is a predicted model, not a curated record. NCBI's taxonomy places the organism in Eukaryota, Metazoa, Chordata, Lepidosauria, Squamata, Gekkonidae. Gene Ontology annotation, molecular function: N-acylsphingosine amidohydrolase activity. Bases 304 to 2475 code for a protein of 723 amino acids.
GAGAGGCUGAAGGUGGCUGGGAAGAGUGCGAGCUGUCUUUUUGGAGAUGAAGCACUGAAAUCCUGAGCUAGGUGGGCUCUUCUUGCCCAGCUCUUUGCAGAGAUUGCACAUGUGGGGUGCUCCAGCUAUUGCGCCAUUAUAAGCAGUGACCGGCAGAGACCACGCAAGCUCUAAGAAUUCGUCUGCAAGUGCCGUCACCGACUAGACCCAGCCUAUUGCGGUUCUCUCAAGCUGCAGGGAACUGUAGAAGGAAUCACACAGGACCUGGAUAGCCAUCCAAGGAGUGGCCUUGCUGUGGCUGAAAUGACUCCACCAAGAAAAUGGUCCGUCUCUCGCUUAACAAUUCUGCUCAUUGUCAGCACAAUAUUGGGAAUAAUAGCCGCGACGAUAUUAUUGAUUUUUGCUUUUCUCCCUGGUAAAAGUGAUCCUUACUUAAUCGGUGUUGGCCGAGCGGACUGCACUGGCCCUGUAGCUGAAGUACCAUUUAUGGGCUAUGGCAAUCCGGAACAAACUGGUGCUGGUCUAGUGACACGACAGUACUGUAGGGCGUUCAUCAUAGCAGAGCCUAAGAAUCACACCAAAAGAGUGGUGUUUGUUGCUGCUGAGAUAGGGAUGAUAUCUCAGAGGCUUAGGCUAGAGGUAAUGAAACAGCUGAAGCAAAAAUAUGCAGAUUUGUAUAGACAUGACAACGUUAUAUUGAGUGCAACUCAUACUCACUCAGGACCUGGAGGAUAUUUUCAAAACACGAUGUUUAUUAUAGCUAGUAGGGGGCUUAUCAAGCCCACCCUUAAUGCCCUUGUCAAGGGGAUUAUAGAGAGUAUUGACAUGGCUCAUCAAAAUAUGAAGGAAGGACACAUUUUUAUCAAUAAAGGUGUGCUACAGAAUAACCAAAUCAACAGAAGUCCCUUUUCUUAUCUUAAAAAUCCAAAACGUGAAAGAGACAGAUAUUCAUCAAACACAGACCAAGAAAUGACGGUACUGAAGAUGACCAGUGUUGAAGGUCAAGACAUAGGGCUGUUUAGCUGGUUUCCAAUUCACCCCGUCAGCAUGAACAAUACCAACCACCUUACAAGCAGUGACAACGUUGGCUACGCUGCUUAUCUCUUAGAACAGGAGAAAAAUAAAGGAUACUUAUCAGGAAAGGGUCCAUAUGUAGCUGCUUUGGGAUCAGCUAACCUGGGCGAUGUGUCUCCAAAUACAAAGGGACCACACUGCAUAAACACCGGGCAGUCAUGUGAAAACCUUCAUAACUAUUGCCCAAUAGGCGGGGCCAAGAUGUGCAUAGCUUCAGGUCCUGGUCGUGACAUGCUUGAGAGCACAAAAUUAAUUGGAAGAAACAUCUACCUGAAAGCAAAGGAGCUGUCGGCAGCAGCCUAUGAGGAGAUAAAUGGUCCCCUCAGUUCCGUUCACCAGUGGGUGGACAUGUCAAACGUUACCGUAUGGCUCAAUGCUACUCAUUCGGCUAAAACAUGUAAACCAGCCUUGGGGUACAGCUUUGCUGCCGGCACUAUGGAUGGACCAGGAAUGUUUAAUUUCACACAAGGGGCAAUAAAUGGUGAUCCAUUCUGGGACGCAGUCCGUGAUGGAUUGCUUGUUGAACCAUCCAGUGAAACAGUAGAAUGUCAGAAACCCAAGCCUAUUCUUCUUCCUACAGGAGAGCUGUCGAAACCUUACCCAUGGCAUCCAAAAAUUAUUGAUAUUCAGAUUGUUCGCAUUGGAUCUGUGGUGAUACUGGCACUUCCAGGGGAGUUUACGACAAUGUCUGGACGAAGAAUACAUGAAGCUGUUAAAAGUGAACUCGAAGCCCAAGGGAGCCCGGGAAUGCAUGUUAUACUGGCAGGCCUAUGCAGUGUUUAUACCCAUUAUAUAACAACGUUUGAAGAAUAUCAGAUUCAACGGUACGAGGGAGCAUCCACUAUUUUUGGCCCACAUACUCUGUCCGCUUACAUCCAAUUAUUUAGAGAACAACUCAAGGCUUUGGUUCAGGAUACUGUUCAAGAGCUACCAAAACAUCCCGAGCCCGAGAUUUUCAACACAACCAGCAUAAACUUUUUGUUUCCUGUUAUUGAUGCAAGACCAUUGGGUCGUAAAUAUGGAGAUGUGCUACAAGAUGUGGAGCCAAUAUAUAGGGUGGGAGAAGUUGCUCGUGCGCACUUUGUUGGUGCAAAUCCCAGGAAUUCUGUGGAAAAUGUGAGCAAAUUCACUUUCCUUACAGUAGAGAAAUAUGACAACACUUCAGCAAAUUGGGAAACCCAGUAUAACGAUGCCUCAUGGGAUACCAGGUUCCUCUGGGAGAAAGAUGACUGGGGGAAAAGCACAGCUAUAGUAGAAUGGCACAUCCCAAACAACACUGAACCAGGAACCUACAGACUACGAUAUUUUGGUCACCACCAGGAAUUUCUGCGCCCCAUUCAAGCUUUCAGUGGCAUUUCUUCAGUCUUUGACGUUUCAGACUCGGAAGUCGAAAAAUCGUAGCUAUUGUCUUGAAGGACACACUGCUCCGAUGUAAUUUUAUGGUGAUUCCAGCACCACCAGGAGGUUUUCAAGCCAUGUCCAUCAUUUGUCCCGUCUUCUCUCGGAAGUCUGGCUAAAGUAGGGCUGGGAAAAAAAUCAUUCCCCUUUCAACAGAAAUGAUGAAAUGCAUGACAGCAACAUUCUCCCUGCAUGAUGGCAACAUUCUCCCUGCAUUUUGUGCUUUCUAUUCAACAUUUAUCCCCCACACUGCAGCAGAAAAUGGAUAUGGAUGAAGCACAGGUGGGAUACUUUGUUUUGUCAAAAGGGUAAUUGUUCUUUGGUUUCAUACCAGUGUAGCAGGCUUCCUGGUGUUUACAAUAAAACAAUGCAGUUUCUCAUGUCCCUGGUCAUUCUUCUUAGCUCCCAUUCCAGUCACUGACUCACAGCACUAAUCCUUUAAAACAGACAAAAAUGGGCUG